AUGCCUAGACAUGUGUUCAAUCGUAUUCGGGAAGGGGUGGUGGCAUACGAUGAUUAUUUCGUGCGCAAGGAGGAUGACUUGGGAAAGGUUGGCUUCUCCUCUUAUCAGAAAUGCACUACAGCUAUUCGGAAGCUUGCAUACAGAAUACUCGGUGAUCUUAUUGGUGACUAUGUACGCAUGAGUGAGUCCACAUGCCUAGAAUUCAUGUACGGGUUCUGCAAGGCUGUGGUAGCAGUGUUUGGCCCGACGUACUUGGGAGAGCCAACUGCUGCAGAUACAACCCGAUUGUUGGUGAUCAAUGCAGAUAGGGGCUUUCUGGGGAUGCUUGGUAGCAUAAAUUUGUUCAAAAGGCUUGCAGAAGGCAACUGCCUAGAGGUCAAUGUUGAGACCAACGGCUACCACUACAGCAAAGGAUACUGCCUAGCUAAUGGUAUCUAUCCUCAGUGGACUACCCUUGUGAAGACAAUCCCCAACCCGAUAGGAGAGAAGAGGCAGAGAUUUGCUCAAGCACAAGAGAGUGCUAGGGAUGUGGAGCGUGCUUUUGGUAUUCUUCAAUCUCGAUGA
Aegilops tauschii subsp. strangulata is the source of this 564-nucleotide messenger RNA. RefSeq lists its product as uncharacterized. The record is from RefSeq and is a predicted model, not a curated record. Lineage: Eukaryota; Viridiplantae; Streptophyta; Magnoliopsida; Poales; Poaceae.